AAGCCCAAGCCAAAGUUCAUGACAAAUAUUGCUCCUCCAAAGAUCCCUGACGGUGAUAAAGUGGAUUUUGAUGACAUCCACAGGAAGCGUCAGGAGAAGGAUCUGUCUGAGCUGCAGUCUCUGAUCGAGGCUCACUUCAUCCAGAGGAAGAAAGAAGAAGAGGAGCUCAUCACCCUCGUUAACAGAAUUGAUAAACGUCGUGCUGAGAGAGCAGAGCAGCAGAGGGUCCGGGCAGAGAGAGAGAAGGAGAGGCAGGCCAGACUUGCGGAUGAAAAAGAACGCAAGGAACAAGAGGAGCAUCGUAAGAAGCACGACGACGACAACAGGAAGAAGAAGGCCCUCUCAAACAUGACCGCGCAGUACAGCGCUGGACAGAAGAGUGAUAACAGAAAAGGAGCGAAGAAACAAACUGAGAGGGAGAAGAAGAAGAAGAUCCUGGCCGACCGCAGGAAGCCUCUUACCGUUGAUCAUCUGAACGAGGACAAACUCAAGGAGAAGGCCAACGAGCUGAGGCAGUGGCUGAUGGGACUGGAGGCUGAGAAGUUUGAUCUGGGUGAAAAACUCAAAAGACAGAAGUAUGAUUGCCAAAGGACGUGGCAAGGGCAAGAUGGCCGGCCGGCUGAGGUAAAGGAGCAGCCAGACGGGGCCGAAGCAGACCGCGACACCAGUGAUUGGCCAACGUGUCAUUUAUGUGUGUAUUCAUUGUUCUGUUGUGUUGGGUUACAUGUCAAUUAUCAUGAUAUCAAAACAAUAAAUAUGUCUUUACAUCCACUCUGCUGCCUCUCUGCAAACAAUGCAGGUUGUCUGUUUCUUCGUUACUACGUCCAGCAUUCAGUGCUACAACACAUUUAA
Anoplopoma fimbria (sablefish) is the source of this 852-nucleotide messenger RNA. It is a transcript of the gene tnnt2d, whose product is annotated as troponin T2d, cardiac. NCBI's taxonomy places the organism in Eukaryota, Metazoa, Chordata, Actinopteri, Perciformes, Anoplopomatidae. The transcript has 8 exons. Gene Ontology annotation, biological process: cardiac muscle contraction; regulation of muscle contraction; sarcomere organization. Bases 19 to 852 code for a protein of 277 amino acids. Gene Ontology annotation, cellular component: troponin complex. Gene Ontology annotation, molecular function: troponin I binding; tropomyosin binding; troponin C binding. The record is from RefSeq and is a predicted model, not a curated record.